AUCUGAUCUGAUAAGGCAGAGCCAAUCGGACGGGCCUGGCGAGUCCGUCAAUGUCGUCACUUGGGACCCUGAAUCCGCUCCAUCCCUUUCUUCUCCCUCUCCUUCUUCUUCUCCUUUAAACCCCCCCCUUGCCUCCUCGCCCGUCUCAGCGCACACCACUCACCUAAUUCUCUCGAACCCCCGCGAGAACCGACUCGUCGCCACGCGCUGGCGCACUGGAGAACGAGAGCCACAAGCCAAAAAAAAGGAAGAAAAAAAAAGGAGGGCAGGACGCGGAGCUCAGGACAGGCAGCCAGACUUCGCGCGCGGCGGUUCGGGAUGAGGCAUGCUGCUGCUCCGCCGCGCCGCACCCACCCGCCGCCAGCAGCACGGGGCGCGCCGCGGGUGCUGGGGCCCUAUGCUCUGGGCCCCUCGCGCCUGGCCGCCGCCGCUCAGCCGCGCCCUGGCCGGCCCCGUCGGCGUCGCGGCGGCAGCGGCGGCGGCGCCGCGCCGGCUCUUCGGCGGCACGGCGGGGCUGCGCGAUGAGCAGCACGUCGACGGCGCGCAGAACCACUACGAGGCGCUGCGGCUGCGCCCGGGGGCCACGCCGGCCGAGAUCAAGAAGUCUUUCUACGCCCUCUCCAAGGCCCACCACCCGGACCACAACGCGGCGGACCGCCACGGCGCGUCGCGGCGCUUCGUGCGCAUCAGCGAGGCGUACUCGGUGCUCUCGAUCCCGGCGAAGCGCGCCGACUACGACCGGCUGCACGCGUUCCCGUCGCCGUCCGCGCAGCACCAUCCUCACCACCCUCACCACCACCACUCCCACCACCACUCCAAGCCCCCCUCCUACUCGAGCACCGUCGCCGCCGCCACCAACCCCGCCGGCGGCCGCCCCCCCUCCGGCCUCAGCCGCCGCCGCGCCGCCUUCCGCGGCCCCCCGCCCAGCUUCUACCGCAGCGGCGGGUGGGGCGCGCAGGCGGCGAAGCGGCGCGCCGCGCAUGAGAGCAGCGGCAGCAGCAGCAGCGCCGGCGCUCCUCCCCCUCCUCCUCCUCCGCCGCCGCCGCCGCCGGGGAGCUCCGCGUCUCCCUUCUCGCCGCCCGACCGCGUCCCGCACUUCGACCGCGAGAGCCACGAGCGCACGGGCCAGAACCAGCAGCGCCGGCGCGCGGCGGCCGCGGCGGCCGCGUCGUCGUCCUCCGCCGCCCGCCCCGCCGCCUCGACCCCCGACGACGACCAGCGCAGCCCCGUCGCCAUGUUCUUCGUCGUCGGCGGCGUGCUCGUCCUGAGCACCUUCCUGGGCCCGCUCGUGGCCGGCGACUACCACCGCGAGGGCAGCAGCAGCGGCAGCAGCGCUGGCGCUGGUAGGGCCCCCAGCAGCCGCGGUUCCGGCGCCGACGGCGCCGACCGCCGGAAGCAGAAACCGCAGCAGAAACCGCAGCGUGAGAAACCGCAGGGCAAGACCGCAGGCGGCAGCGGCAGCGGCAGCGGCGAGAGUCCCCCGCCGCCGCCGCCGCCGGAGUGAUAGACUCUGAGGGCGCCCUCUCGGGAAACUA
Molecule: messenger RNA, 1535 nt
Organism: Durotheca rogersii
Lineage: Eukaryota; Fungi; Ascomycota; Sordariomycetes; Xylariales; Xylariaceae
Exons: 2
Coding region: 326-1504 (392 amino acids)
Source: RefSeq, a predicted model, not a curated record